AUGACCGAAUCGGAGACGAAGACUACCGGCGAAGAAGUACCGGCACAGUCGGAACCAGUGGAGCUCUCGACGAACGAGGCGGCCAUCAUCCGUCAGCUGGAGUACUACUUCGGCGAUGCCAACCUGCUGAAGGAUAAGUUUCUGAAGGAGCAGAUCAAACUGGACGACGGCUGGGUUGCGCUCGAUGUGCUGUUGACCUUCAAACGGCUAAAGGCUCUGAGCGAGGAUAAGAAGGUGAUUGCCGAUGCGAUCGAAAAGUCCUCCGAAGGGUUGGUCGAGGUGAGCGAGGAUCGGGAAAAGUUGCGCCGCCAUCCAGAGCGCCCCAUUCCGGAGCUGGACGAGGAAACACGCAAGGAACUUUACACGCGCACGGUGUACGUGAAGGGUUUCGCGCCACAGGACGGCACGAACAUGAACGAGUUGGUGGAGUUCUUCCAGCCCUAUGAAAAGGUGACCAACAUCGUGAUGCGCAAGUACCACGAUAAACCGACCAAAAAGUAUCUCUUCAAAGGCAGCGUAUUCGUGACGUUCGUCAGCACGGAGCAGUGCGAAAAGUUUCUUGCGAUCGACAAGCUCACGUACAAGGGCAAGGAGCUGAUUCGCAAAAUGCAGAACGAUUACUUCGUGGCGAAACAGGCCGAAAAUAAGGAGCGUGCCGAGAAGAUCGAGCAGCGUAAACGAAAGAAGGAGGAAGCGCAAACUCUCGCCACGGCCCAUCUGCCGACAGGUGCGAGCGUCUUCCUCGAGGGUCUCGGAACGGACCCGUCACGAGAGACAUCACGGGAGACGAUCAAGGAAGCGAUCAAAAAACUGGACGACACGCUGGAGUUUGCUUUUGUUGAUUUCAAGAUCGGCGACAAGAGUGGAUACGUGCGCUUCAAUCAGGAGGGGGCCGGAAAGCGAUUUGUCGAGAAGCUGACCGACAACAAGAUCAAGAUCGACGAUUCGGACGUAACGGUCGAACUGCUGGUCGACGAGAAAGAAGCCGAGUACCUGAAGAAGGUAGUACAGGACCAGCAGGCCAGGCGCAAAGGUGGUAAUGCGAAGGGUAAAGGUGGCCGAGGACAUCGGGGUAACAAUCACAAAAAUUUUGGUGGCCAAAAGCGAAAACGGGAGGACGGUGAAGAAGAUAAAGCGGGGAACGAACCGCCCGUUAAGAAAGUGGAAACUCCGACAGAAAGCAAGAAACAGACCGUCAACAGUGACUCAACAACAGUGGAGGCCGAGUAGAAGUGGUGAAGAUGGUUAGGACGUUAUUUUAUAACUGUACGUAUCGUAAGUUAACACUUUUGCAACUGUACCUUUAAGUGAUUUUCUCCGAUUCAAUCUACCGUUUUUCGAUGUCAGAGAAAUGCAGCAUGUAUAAUUUACAUAGAACGAUGUGAAAUAUAUGAA
Messenger RNA from Anopheles cruzii, 1395 nucleotides. RefSeq names its product la protein homolog (gene La). Gene Ontology annotation, biological process: positive regulation of translation; RNA processing. The record is from RefSeq and is a predicted model, not a curated record. Gene Ontology annotation, cellular component: cytoplasmic stress granule; ribonucleoprotein complex; cytosol. Gene Ontology annotation, molecular function: RNA binding. Bases 1 to 1230 code for a protein of 409 amino acids. The transcript is spliced from 2 exons. Lineage: Eukaryota; Metazoa; Arthropoda; Insecta; Diptera; Culicidae.